Impatiens glandulifera is the source of this 1172-nucleotide messenger RNA. Its product is annotated as mitochondrial succinate-fumarate transporter 1. The transcript has 2 exons. Gene Ontology annotation, biological process: transmembrane transport; succinate transport; fumarate transport. The coding region runs from base 87 to 1022 and encodes 311 amino acids. NCBI's taxonomy places the organism in Eukaryota, Viridiplantae, Streptophyta, Magnoliopsida, Ericales, Balsaminaceae. The record is from RefSeq and is a predicted model, not a curated record.
GAGAAUAAUUUAGUCCUCCAACUUUCGUCUAAAGUCCAUUUACAAACUUCCGCCAUUUUCGAUUCUCUCUCUACAGCUUCAAUUCAAUGACGGAAGGUAAGCAAAAUCGCAACAAUAAUGCAAUCCCUCCAUAUGUGAAAGCUAUCUCUGGAUCGAUCGGAGGUGUCAUAGAAGCAUCCUGCCUGCAACCGAUUGACGUCAUUAAGACUCGUCUUCAGCUCGAUCGCGCAGGCGCAUACAAAGGAAUCGCACACUGUGGAACCACUGUAGUUCGAACCGAAGGAGUCCGAGCUCUAUGGAAAGGACUGACGCCAUUCGCAACUCACCUGACCUUGAAAUACGCUCUUCGAAUGGGAACCAAUGCAGUUUUACAGUCGGGGUUUAAGGAUCCCCAGACGGGACAACUCAGCAAUCGAGCUAGACUUGUUUCAGGAUUCGGCGCUGGUGUGCUUGAAGCUCUUGUUAUCGUUACUCCUUUUGAGGUGGUGAAGAUAAGACUACAGCAGCAAAAAGGGUUGAGUACCGAACUUCUAAAGUACAAGGGGCCGAUACAUUGUGCUACAACAAUAGUCCGCGAAGAAGGACUUUUUGGUCUUUGGGCCGGUGCUUCCCCAACUGUAAUGAGAAAUGGGACAAACCAAGCUGCCAUGUUCACUGCUAAGAAUGCUUUCGACAGUUUCUUGUGGAAAAAACACGAAGGUGAUGGUAAAGUGAUUCAACCGUGGCAAUCUAUGAUUUCAGGGUUUCUAGCAGGAACAGUUGGUCCAAUCUGCACAGGCCCGUUUGAUGUUGUGAAAACGAGGUUAAUGGCUCAGAGUCGUUCGGUUGAUGGUGAGAUGAAGUAUAGAGGAAUGGUGCAUGCAAUUUCUACUAUAUAUAAAGAGGAAGGAUUAAGGAGCUUAUGGAAGGGAUUAUUGCCUCGGCUUAUGAGGAUUCCACCCGGUCAAGCUAUUAUGUGGGGGGUGGCUGAUCAAGUCAUGGGAUUCUACGAGAGGAAGUACAUGUCAAACGCGACGCUGUAGGCACAGCACCAUUUGGUUAAGACCCGAUGUUAGAACAAAAAAUCAGCUAUUUCUUUGGUAUAAUAACUGGUUAUUUGUAUUCAUUAUUGAUUUUGAUUGAGAUAUAUGCAGAGCAAAAUGCUUGAGAUUCAAUUUUUUUUCAAAUAAUGU